Molecule: messenger RNA, 827 nt
Organism: Aphidius gifuensis
Lineage: Eukaryota; Metazoa; Arthropoda; Insecta; Hymenoptera; Braconidae
Exons: 6
Coding region: 206-691 (161 amino acids)
Source: RefSeq, a predicted model, not a curated record
UUUUUAUAUUAUCCUCAAUCUUUUAUCCCUCGCGGCUCUUCGACGCUUCUGUCAACUACAGCAGCUUUUAUCUUCUUCUAUAUUUGGUCUCUCAGCAUGAAAAUCAGUCUCGAUAUCGCUUGAGAAACAAUUUGAAAAAUAAAUAACAAGACCAAGAUGUCAGAGAGAGGAAUAUUGAAGAUGGCAAACGAUAGCUAGUUGGUUGAUGAGUUUUAUUUUUUAUAAAAAUUGUAUUGCAUCAAAUGAUGGUGGUUUGCCUGAAGCAUUGCAUCAACAACUUCAGCAGUUGAGUUAUCCUGAGGAUAGUGAAAUGGGGAUAUUUUUUGCACUUGCUGUUCCACUUGAUGAUCCAGUAUCAACAAAAUCACUAUCAGUUGCAUUUUUUUUUGAAGCAAAUUAUAAAUUAGAUAAAGAUGAAAAAGAAACAAUGGAUAAUUCAAGAGUUUACAGAUCAAUAGAAAAUAAUUUUAUGAGUCGUAAAAAAUUAUAUUCAAUAUUAGAAUCAAAACUUGAAAGUUUUGGCUUACCCGGUAAAUCUUGUAUUUUAAGAUUUAUUUGUGAAACAUCUGAAUGGUCAACAAUGCAUUAUCAUAAUGGACUAAUUGGUGAUUUAUUUCGACUUAUAUUUACAUUAAAUGUUGCCCUUUGGAUGGGUAUGUGUAAAGCCACUGAAAAUAGAUUUCCCAUCUGACGAGAUGAGUAGAGGACCAGUUGGAAUUAGUUUAGGGGGUAUGAUUUUAUGGGAAAAUACAUAUAUGAUAAAUAAUCUCAUGGUAGUUGUGUAUUGGUUGGUUGAAUCGAUUACAAACUCGUUUCACUUGAUCUAU